AUGAAUUCUCUUGAUUUGGAAAAACUACCCGACUAUUAUAAAGUACUUGAAAUUUCUCAGACUUCAUCGUCACAAGAAAUUAAAAAAGCUUACAGGAAGUUAGCUUUGAAAUAUCAUCCGGACAAAAACAUAAGUUCUGUGACUACAGAUCAGAGCGAAAUAAAUACUCGUUUUAUUUUGAUCAAUGAGGCCUAUAAUGUUCUUGGAAACGAUGAAUCUAGGGGGGUCUACGAUGAAUUACGUCGUACAGGCAAAACAUUUUCACAACUUAAAUAUUCCAGCGAAGAAUAUAGAUAUCAUCGAGAAGUGCAAGGCAUACACAAGUUAUAUCGUGAAAUUAUGGCGAACAAAGAACAAAUUUUAGAACUAUCAGAGACUUUUAUAAAAUCUGCGACGUCUCUUGAUUGGAUUCCCGAUGGAAGUGAAGUUCAACCCUUUAGUGCAUUUAAGAAAUAUGAGAAAGAGAUUUCGUUGAUUGAAUCAAGCAUUCUUAUAGGAUCCAGUCGAUCCUUUAAUGAUGAAAAUUCAAAAUAUGACGAAAUUACUUUUGAAUAUGUUCCUGAAGAUGACGUUAUACAAGUAUUGGAGAACCCUUGUUGGGUAUCUAUUGACAAGGAUACUUUAAUUCACGACUUUCAACUUUCGGAUUUUGUAGAAUCUCAUAAGUUCAUUAUAAAAUCCGUGACAGAUAUAGUUUCUCCUCUAAUGAUGGCUUGCACAUAUGGAACAUGGUUAAAUGAUAAUAUAAUGAAAGUUCUGCAAAGGGUUAGAUCCUUACAAAUGCAAAUUAUAAAAUAUUUAGAAGUUAUUAAUCAAAAAAUAGAAAUAGAUGGGCGUGGCUUCGAACCUAAAAUCGUCGAUAAGAUGAAAGCUGGAAUUCAGACUCAAAUGAAGAGUCUAUCUAAUCAUCCUAUUUUAGGUAAAAUGACUACCGGUAGAUUUGGUCAGAAUAAGCAUCCCUUCGUCCAUUUAGCCGCAACCAUUGGUCCACCAUUUGUUGGAUAUUCACUUUAUUGGUCCAUUUUUGCGAUAAUUCUCUUGGGGGCAGUGACCAUCCACCGUAACGAAGGAGAUUUGGAAAGUUUUAAUCAAUUUUUGGAGAUAUUUGAAGGAAUCAUUAAAUUACUCGACCAAAUCACGGAAUGA
Messenger RNA from Acaulospora morrowiae, 1146 nucleotides. Lineage: Eukaryota; Fungi; Glomeromycota; Glomeromycetes; Diversisporales; Acaulosporaceae. The record is from the annotation of a GenBank genome assembly.